Oppiella nova is the source of this 1749-nucleotide messenger RNA. Lineage: Eukaryota; Metazoa; Arthropoda; Arachnida; Sarcoptiformes; Oppiidae. The record is from the annotation of a GenBank genome assembly.
UUCAAGUGUUUGGAUUGCGGGAAAGGCUUCUGUCAGUCGCGCACUCUGGCCGUGCACCGGAUCCUCCAUUUGGACGAUUCGCCGCACAAGUGUCCGCAAUGCGGCCGCAGCUUCAACCAGCGCUCUAACCUCAAGACGCAUCUCCUCACGCACACCGACAUCAAGCCCUACGAGUGUGGCGCCUGCGCAAAGGGCUUCCGCCGCAACUGCGACCUCCGCCGACACGGACAGACGCAUUCGGAGGAGCCACGCGCCAACAGUAGCCGCGUUGAUCAGGUGGCACUCCUCGUCGCGCGGACUCCCACUCUUGUGUCGCGCCCUUCGAAUUCCUCAACAGGGCUGCAAUCAAAGGGAGAUCGAGUCACGAUCGCGCGCAUCACGACUCUCUCCCACAACAAAGCACUAUUAAAGUGGGGGAGACUUCCGUCCAAUUACGGCUCUCUGUGCGCUAUGUCUGCUGACCGAAGCCGCGACCGGCGCCACAGCGCGCACGACGAGAGGGCCGUUUGGCGAGUGGACGGCCGGACAGUGGGCAGCGCGGACACGAGGGCAGAGGGCACGGCAAGCAGAGCACAGCCGCAGCGCACAGCCGGUAGAGCAGAGCCCAGACUAAGGGGAGGGUCGCGAGAGGCGUUUCCCGGGCAUAAGCUCGCAUUAGUCGCAGACGAGGGCUACCAGUGCUCUCCAAGGAAUUGCGACAAACACGACCCCCGCGUCGCUCGCAUUGUUGUCUCGCGGAUCAGUCUCUCGAGUCAAGUGUCUGCGAAACACGUGCACAACAAUGAGACAAAACGGCGAUUACGCCAACAAUCAAAUCAGUUCGUGAACUAUAGGUUCAGUUUCGCGCAAAACUCCCACAACUCAAAGGUGUGUCUCAAUAAUGCAAUAAUGCACGCGUUAUGCUAUAGACCAGGAUAUGCCACAUCUCGAGCUCUAAACCAUUAUUACUUGAAUUUAAUUUCAAACUCUUCUCUCAAAGAUUCCAAACUCUCGACAAUGCGUUCAUCGCUCGCGACCGCAACCGCCGAACACCACAUCCCGAUGUUGUUGCCGCAGAACGCGCUCUUCGCGCCCCCUCUGCCCGCCGCCGCCGCCCCUCACGCCCACCACUACCCCUUCCCGCUCUUCCCGCACAACCUGCUGUUCGCGCAGACGUACGCCCACUUGGCGGCGGCGGCGGCCGCGCACCACAACCACAAGCCGCUGAUCUCUCCGCCAAUGGCUUUGUCGCCAAUAACUGCGGACUCGAAGCCCAAAGCGAAGGCCAAAAGCAAAUCCAAGUUCGACUUCUCGCGUCUCGCGGAGUCCGCCACCAAAGAUGAGGUCAAAGCCCUCCCACAGCCCGCAGUCUUCCCGAUGCCGGCGCCCGCCUUCUACGCGCCCUUCGGAGUGCUGCCCACCUCUGGCGCGACGGCGGACUUCUUCUCCAAGAAGUACUCGCGCGUCGGAAGAGGGAGUUCGCGGCCGAAGAAGGAGUUCAUCUGCAAGUACUGUCAGCGCCGGUUCACCAAAUCCUACAACCUUUUGAUUCACGAGCGCACGCACACCGAUGAGCGGCCCUACACGUGCGACAUCUGCAACAAAGCCUUCCGGCGUCAGGACCACCUCCGCGACCACCGAUAUAUUCACUCGAAGGAGAAGCCGUUCAAGUGUUUGGAUUGCGGGAAAGGCUUCUGUCAGUCGCGCACUCUGGCCGUGCACCGGAUCCUCCAUUUGGACGACUCGCCGCACAAGUGUCCGCAAUGCGGC